Botrytis cinerea B05.10 is the source of this 1292-nucleotide messenger RNA. RefSeq lists its product as hypothetical. Lineage: Eukaryota; Fungi; Ascomycota; Leotiomycetes; Helotiales; Sclerotiniaceae. Gene Ontology annotation, molecular function: structural constituent of ribosome; RNA binding. Gene Ontology annotation, cellular component: ribosome; cytosolic large ribosomal subunit. Gene Ontology annotation, biological process: translation. Bases 229 to 813 code for a protein of 194 amino acids. The record is from RefSeq and is a predicted model, not a curated record. The transcript is spliced from 4 exons.
GAAUCUCAAAAUUUCGAUCAUUUUCGCAAUUCCUCAAACUUUUUUUUUUCCUUUUUGAUCAAAUUUCCCAGAUUGUGGGUAGGGGACAGCCCUAGAUUUUUCUUGAUUAGUCACUAGUGGAAAUUCUAGCGAGGGAAAUCUUGACCACGCAUUGAAUCUUGAACAUCGAGCGCCAUCGACAAACGACAAUAUCGACGACCACCACCGACGACCACGAAUUCAGUCAAGAUGGUCAACCUUACAACUCAGAAACGUCUGGCGGCUUCCGUCGUCGGCUGCGGAAAGCGCAAGAUUUGGCUCGACCCCAACGAGACCAGCGAAAUCUCCAACGCCAACUCCCGUCAAACCAUCCGCAAACUCGUUUCCGAUGGCCUCAUCAUCCGCAAGCCAGUCACCAUGCACUCCCGCGCACGCGCUCGUGAACUCACCGCUGCACGAAGAAUUGGUAGACACCGUGGUUUCGGUAAGAGAAAGGGUACCGCAGAUGCCCGUAUGCCAAGCCAAGUUGUCUGGAUGCGUCGUCUUAGAGUCCUCAGACGUCUCUUAGUCAAGUACCGUGCCAGCGGCAAGAUCGACAAACACCUUUACCACGAACUUUACCACUUGAGCAAGGGUAACACUUUCAAGCACAAGCGUGCAUUGGUCGAACACAUCCACAGAGCUAAGGCCGAGAAGGCACGUGAAAGACUCCUCAAGGAGGAGAUGGACGCCAAGCGUGCGAAGACCAAGGCUGCCCGCGAGAGAAAGGUCGAGAGAAACCAAGCCAAGAAGGCAGCUCAAUUCGGCGAGGCAGAGGAGACCGAGACAAAGUAAAUGGUUGGGCUUUUGUGGUGGUAGCAUAUGGAGUGUAUCUGGCAAGGUUUAUAAUACAGGCCGGUUGCUUUCGAUAUCUUUUGAUAUCCUGCAUUAUCGCACGGGCAAUGGUAUCAUGAUCUUUCACUCAAGAUUCUUUGGUGUUCAAUGGUUUUUUGCAAUCAGACGGUUCAAACGUGUAAACGAUACCUGCUUUUCUCCAUAUCAUGAUUACCUUGGUGAUAACUCCAUUCCGUCCUACACAUUCUCAAAUUUUCGGUUCAAAUUGUGGUGUAUGUUUUUUGAGUCCAAUUCUUUAUUUGCUUCAUUCUCUGGUCAUUCAAAUUGCAUUUUCAACGCCCCUGACCCUCACAUCCCCAGAUUGUCUUCUGUAUCCGCUCCCAUUUUAUAAUCCGCCAGUAUCCUCCACUAUUUAAUUCGAGCGUACAUACAUAUGUAUACAUGGUAUGCCGAUAAGAAAUCCAUCAACUACGUCACCA